CCGAUUAACUUAAUCAGAAUUUGAUCGAAACUGUCUGGAUGUUUGGAGUGUCCACUGUCCACGACAUCCACGCGUGUCUGUUGACAUACGACGAACCGGGACAGCGGGAGCAGCGAAGCCAGACGAAGCGCACGUUAACCUUGCACGGAAGAUGGCGGACGACGAUGUGAACGGGGACUCGGACGAUGUGCAGCAGGAGAAGUCGCAGAAGAAGGCGGCCAAGUAUGACAGUGGUGCAGCGGAUCUGGAAAAAGUGACCGAUUAUGCCGAGGAGAAAGAGAUCUCGUCGUCCGAUGGAUUUUCAUGCGCUCUCAGCAUAAUCGGCGACCGUCGCGAUAAGGAAGCCGCGGAGAAAAAGGCGAAGGAGAAGGAGCUGCUCAAAGUAUCUAUUAAGAAGGAGGAUGUCGAUUUGAUCAUGAAAGAGAUGGAGAUCAGUCGGAUUUUGGCCGAACAGACUCUCAGGGAACAUAGAGGCGAUAUUGUAGAGGCAUUAAUUACAUUAACUAAUUGAAAUUGUACAAAAGAAAUUGUUCGAGAGAUCUGGUGUCAUAUCUCUGAAUUUUACUGUAAAAUAGGCUAAAUUACGAAAGUCUUGAGACUUUCACUUAUUUGCUGACACAUGUUAUAAAAUAUCCAAGUAAUACCUAUAUUUUCGUUUUCUCAUAUUUGCCUACUUGCUAAAUGAA
Mycetomoellerius zeteki is the source of this 686-nucleotide messenger RNA. RefSeq names its product huntingtin-interacting protein K. Gene Ontology annotation, biological process: negative regulation of apoptotic process; protein stabilization. NCBI's taxonomy places the organism in Eukaryota, Metazoa, Arthropoda, Insecta, Hymenoptera, Formicidae. Bases 152 to 511 code for a protein of 119 amino acids. The record is from RefSeq and is a predicted model, not a curated record. The transcript has 3 exons.